GAAAGCGCACCGCCCGUCUGUGGUCUGUUUUCUGUUUUGGCGGCUGUAAAAGACAACUAAACUGCAACGGUUAACGGCUGUUUUUGCCACCGUGCUCCGCAUGUGACCGAGCGGACAGGGGAGGGGCGGCGUGUCUCGUGUAUUGUACCGUGGAACACCGAGUUCCAGUGAGCGUAGCUGGGCGGCAGCAGCAGCCGCGGCCACACCGACGGAAACAAGUCACCGAGACACAGCGGACACCUCCACCCGGCUGAAAGCUCGCAUCCUCCGGGUUUUAAAUCAGCGUCGUGGGAGCAUAUCCGAGGACAACGUAACUCAGGCAUAUUCUUUAGUGUUUCUCUAACGUUUUGUGGUGUUUUUUGUAACGUCAACUAACCCUAACUUUGCUGUGAGAGCCUGCUGAGCCAAGGACGUCGUCAGUGCAGCAGGAAACGAGAUGAGCACCAAGAGGAAGGCAGAGACCCACUCGAGGGCAGCAAACAGACCACGCAUCAUGAAGUCUGCGGGCUCGCGAACUGAUUCAGAGCGAGACUCUGGAUUCUCAGAUGCAAGCUCAGAGCACAUGAGCAACAUGGACACCACAGACUCUGAGGACUCACCCCGCCCUGUGGUGCAGCAGGGACCGCAGACUUCCUCGCAGCUGGCUGUGGUGGGAGGCUCCUACUCCAGCCUCUCUCCGAUGAUCAUCAUGAACAACGUCCUCCUCAAGCAGCCUCGUGAUAAUCCUCCUGCUCUGAAGCCCUGGGGGUUCAGUCCUACAGUGGAGGUGGUCCAGCCCGUGGUCCAGCCUGUAGUCCAGCAGCCUCAGGUGGUCUUCCUUCAGCCUGUGGUCUCUCGUCAAGCUUCACCUGCCUCCAAAGAAGCCUCCUCUCGACACAGGCGCCCUAAGAAGUAUCUUCCAAUCCUGAAAUCUUACCCCAAGAUCGCUCCACAUCCUGGGGACAGCUCCAGUUCCUCAGGGAGAGGAACUGCUUCCUCCUCCUCCUCCUCCUCCGACCUUGGGGCGUCCUCCUCCUCCUCCUCCUCCUCCUCCUCGUCUUCUUCAGGGUCAGAGAAGGGCAGCAGUUUGACCUCCAGCCACCGGGAACAUUGUUUGAGAGAGAAGCAGCAGAGAAAUCUGUGUACUACUAAAUCAGCCUCAACCACUCCCAGUCUUCCUGUUACCCCCGCCACCACGUCCCCUCUGCUCCAGAGCCGACUCUCUGUCCCCACAACAGAAACCAGGGCCAGCAGCAGUCCUGCCAGGGAGAAGCCUUCAUUAGUUGUCAGCCAGGCCGAGUUUCCCACCUCCCUGUCUGUUACUCACACCACUGGCCCUGUUCCCCGGAUGGUCACCCAGGAGAGCAGCUCGCCAGCAGAAUGUAACCUCAGUGACAGUGACGCUGACAUAAAGAGGAAGCGCUUCUGCAACACAUACAACAUCCUUAGCAAAUCCGGCCUGCUGGACAUUGCGAUGCGCACUAAGGAGCUCACCAGGCAGAACCGACGCACCCAGAGCGACCUGGACCGGCUAAAAGAGCACACAGACCUCUUCCUUCAGGCUCUGUGUAGCGGCGACAACAGCAUUUUUGUAAAGCUGCAGGCCAGCCUUCAGGAGGAGGCUGGAGAGGAGAGGGAGAGAGCUGCCCAGACCAGCUUAAAGGCAGAUUAGACCUAGACUAGGGCGAGAGGGUAAUCCUUCAGACUGAGAUGGGUAAAGGAAGGCCAGUGUUCGGGGGGGGGGUGGUGUGUGUAGAGACAGAUGGACCGAAAGUAAUGUGCUCCUCAAUACACACCCAGCCCCCAACUCUCUCAUUCAGACAGUGUGCUGUGGCCUACAUUUUGGCUGCCGGCUGCCUGAGGGCCCUGACACACCAAGCCGACCUCGAAGAAUCAGUGCAGUUAAAGACUUUUUGUUGCCUCUUUUGUUAAGAGUUGUGCUUGGACUGAUAAAACUGUAGCUGACGGCCAGUUGACAGCGAGCACAUAAGUUUUGCACCUGUGAGAGAGGUGGUCAGCUUUUACAAUCCAGGAAACAUCACUGAGAAGCAAACUACCAUUUUUUUUGCCACUGAAUUUGUGAAACUCGCUCUGAAUUCAUGACGCUCAGAUUAUGAAGUGAGAAUAUCGGUAUAAGGAGUAUAUUAAUACAUAUAUAUACGUUUGGUUAUUUAUAAUGCACUGGGGCAGAGACGGUGCAGUAGAAUGUCAGGCGCAUCGAAAGUGAAACUUAACCGUUCAUUCUGCUGGGUUUAAAACUUCGCUUUCACUUACAAACAUCUGCAUGAUAUGAUUAUAUUAUAAUGAUUUCAAAAAUACAAAACAUGAAAGAACACCCACCGCCCCCCUCGUCGUCAGCUACUGCCACACAUACUGUCAUUCUGUGGGAAACACCGAAUCACGUGUGAAUAUUCGAAGCUUCGAUUUGAUGCGAUGGGACUUGAGGGUGUCGUUCAUACACACUAUCAUGACCUGACUUUGGUAGAACUUGGUGCCACUGCCCUUGUGUUAUAAAGAGGGGGGAGAGAAGGUGGAAGGUGGAUUACUGUGUGCAGUUUUUGUGUUAAUUAUUAAUAACUCGAACACUGUGGGUCAGGCCAGAUCACUAGAUGCAAAGCAAACACCCACAGUUUUCAGCUACAGUUAGACUCACCUGUUUCUAUUCUUUGUCAGACAGUAAAUUUAAUUGCUUGAAGCGGGGGUCAAUGCCCGCGCUGAGGACACUGGCUUCAUUCGUGUCCGACACUAGCCACCUUCUUUCCUCCACCAAUUUACUAGUGAAAAAAAAAAGGGAAGCAUCAGAGGACUGAUUUAGAUUUUAGUUACCAUGGAAAUGAUUAAAGCUUUCCAGCAUGUGGGGCAUGUCUUUAGCUUGUGGACAAAGAAAAUAAUAGAGGUGAAAAAAACGAGAAGAACCCUCACUUAAUCAGUGAAAUCAUGGAUUUGCAGGGUCACUGAGACCUUUCACCAUUUAUUCUGUCCCUGAAUCAACAAGCUUAAUCACCCAGACAGCCACAGAUAAGGUCGAGCAGUGCCAUCAGUGAAGGACACACUGUGAGAAAAAACUAUGUGCGAUGGUCGGCCACACACUGACGGUGCUGUUCGGUAAGCAGCUGCCGACUCGGUGUGUUUGGGACCUACGGUGAAACGGGGCCAAAACCACAGCUCAGUUCUGCUACACUACAGUCUGACUCGACUCUUCCGCUGAAACUGCCUCUCUGUUGCACAGAAAUCUUUUGCUCAUCGGCAAUCAAGAACCUUGAGAGAUUUGGAUCCCAUGCAUGAAGCAGUGAAUACAGCUUUUUGUGUUGUUUUUUAUGCAAAAUUUAAAGACUGCAUAUGUAAACUUUAACAGUGCAUGACCAGGUGUUCUCAUGUAAAACUGAAAAACAGCUGAAAAUGUCUCUCUACUUUGAUUGAAUUCAGUUGACGUUUCUGUUGUUUCAACAGUUUUGCAUCAUUCAUGGUAGUCCUCUCAGCUAUGUUCCACUGACAGACAUCCAGUCAACAGUCAAAGAGUGCACAUAAUCCAAAUUAUUUUAGGCAGCAGUUACAAUUAUGUAAAGUUGAUAAUCAUUAUGACAGGCUUAUGGAAAUGAUCUCGUGUCACAUUGAAUGGCCUCCUGCCAGGCAGCAUCUUAAAACAGACAAAUGUGCCUAAAGUGUUUUUUUUUUUUUAAACUCCUGCUGCAUUUUGAACUUGAUGUGGAAGAUUUGGCACGCCUCGAUGACUGUUUCAAGUUUAUCAUUCCCAUCAUGUUGAUGGCAGCUGUAGUGCAAAGUGGCUGGAAGUGAAGCUCUUAACAGACAUUCAGAUGCUUCCUGGUAACAUCCCAGUGUAAAGAGUGCUUCCUGUUGUAUAUUUAUCACUAACUGGUGUAUGAGUUCUGUCAUUUUUUGUGUGUUUUUUUUAUAUAAUCAUGGAUGUAAUUUAACGUGUAUUGUCUAAUUUAAGUGCAGACUUUUGAAAGCUUUGUCUGUUUUUCACCUGUAUGAAAUGAUCAUUUUGUGAACCACUAAGACGAACAUCAAGUCGAGUUUCUUGAUUGAGACCAGCUCAAAUUUGGGCCUCAUGAGUCCGGAAAAAGUUUGUUGUCCGAAUUAGGAACAGUUUUUGAUGCUUCAUAUAAACUUUUUGUAUGUUUAUAAAUUAUGGCCUUAAUAUCCAAACCUUGUCACAGAGCUUUGCAUUUGCACUAAAGUAAUCUGAGAGCAGCUCUUAAGCAAUUUCUGGGCAGAAUUUAACGGCAGCUACGGUAGCACCUUUUGAGGCAGUCUUUUUAAAUUACUUGAAGUGCAUUGAGAGGCAUCAUAAGCACACUACCAGUGUAUACGUACUAUUCCUAACGGACAGCUGUGCAUAACACUUACAUUGUCCAAUUUUCUUUUUUUUAAUUUCUUGCAGUUUCACACUUUUUGCAUUUUCUGUGUCUUUAACUGUAUUUUAAUAUUUGAUGUAAUAAUUAAAUAUUUUUUUGAUCAUUUUCUCUUCAGUCAGAUGCAACGACAAGUACUAUAUUCUUGGAAUUCAUGUGGAUAUUGUUGUUAAAGGUCCAGUGUGUAGGAUUUAGGGCGAUGUAAUGGCAGAAAUCAUAUAUGAUAAGAUUGUGUUCUUAAUGUAUAAUCGACUGAAAUUAAGAGUUUUCGUGUUUUUGUUACCUUAGAACGAGCUGUUUAAAUGUAAAUGUGGAGCUGUUCCUCGUUCUCAGAGUCAGUCAUGUUUCUACAGCAGCCCAGAAGGGACAAACCAAACACUGGCUCUAGAUAGGGCCAUUUGCAUUUCAUGUCAGCCGCUAUAGUUUACAGCCCCUUAAUGACGAGCCGAAAAGUGUUGUAAAAACACUGAUUUUUAACAUAAACUGCUGUAUUCGGUGUUUCUAAAGGUUUAAAUUACAUGGUCUGUUUGAUUUGGAGCCGAAGAGAACUCUGCGGUUAAUUCGUCCACCAGUAAAAUCAGCCAGCCCGAGCUAGCAGCCCGUCGGCAACACCCGAACAGCAUCACAGACGCACAAAAGUGGGAUGUAAAACUGCUUUUUCAGCGUUUUUACAGGUUUUAAUCACUUGGUCCGUUUGUUUUGGAGAUGAGGAGACCUCUGCGGAAAAUCUGCUCCCGAUAAAAAUGUACAAUGUACAAUGGAGGAACCAGGGGGAAUUUCAGAUGGUUGUAAUCCCCAAUCCUUGCCACUAGAUGUCACUAAAUCCUACACAUUGCUCCUCUAAAGCUUUUCUGUACAGUUAGAAAAUCUUUGAAAUGAUGACGAUGUUUGCCUUCUGCUGAAAUUAGGUCUGGCUUAUCCAAUACUCGAGUGAAAAUAUAUAAAAAAAAAAAAAAAAAAAAAAGGUCGAAGUUUUGUUUAAAAAGCACAACAACAAUGGUCAUGUCCAGCCUUUUUUUAAGAGGUUUACUUUUUCGCUGCCAUCAGCUUUAAACAUAGCACAUGAAUUCAUGAGAGUGGCUACCAUGAGCUCACUGUCAUAUAACGUUUAGGAUAGUUUAUGUAUCCGAUCAUAUGUUUCUGUUCAUAUAUGCUACAUGCUGUUUAAAGAUUGUUGUUGCUGUCGUUGUGAAAUGAUCAUGUUAUGUGACCGCAAUUUUCUGAUAACUCAAAACGGCUAGUUUUGCUUGUACAAUACGACAAGUAAUUUUAUAACACUGGAUUUUGAAGUUUUUAUUCAAAUGUGGGCCUUUUUUCAUUUUAAAAUAUUUGUGAAUAUUUUAUCAAAAUGUUUCAUGAUGGACAAAAUGAUCAUCAGCCCAAAUAAUUGCUGUUUUUUUUAUGUGAAACAAAGGAAUUGUGGUGGAAACACCUCAGUAGAUUUAGGCAGAUUGGAUGUAUUGUGGUUUGCCGGCAAUCCAUUUUCUAUUCUAAAAAUAUAAAUGCAAAACAUCAGUUAUAAAUAAUGAUACUUCAGCUAUAUCAAUCAAAAAUCUCUGCUUGAGAAAGGUUUUGCUGUAACAUGCUUUAGGAAUAUUUUUGUACAUUUACGUUAGAGGCUCAUUGCUGGUGUAAUAAAUGUCAUUCCAAAGAAA
Molecule: messenger RNA, 6010 nt
Organism: Plectropomus leopardus (leopard coralgrouper)
Lineage: Eukaryota; Metazoa; Chordata; Actinopteri; Perciformes; Serranidae
Source: RefSeq, a predicted model, not a curated record